AUGGCUGCCCAAAAAGUUUUGACCCCAGAAUCUCAAUUAAAGAAGACCAAGGCUAACCAGCAAACUGCUGAACAAGUUGCUGCCGAGAGAGCUGUCCGCAAGGCCGCUAACAAGGAAAAGAGAGCCAUCAUCUUGCAGAGAAACGCUGCUUACCAACAGGAGUACGUUGCUGCUGAAAGAGCUGUCAUUGACGCCAAGCGUGAAGCCAGAGCCACCGGUUCUUACUACGUCGAAGCCCAACCAAAGUUGGUCUUUGUUGUUAGAAUCAAGGGUAUCAACAAGAUUGCUCCAAAGCCAAGAAAGGUUCUACAAUUGUUGAGAUUGAACCAAAUCAACACCGGUACCUUCGUCAAGGUCACCAAGGCCACCACCGAAUUGUUGAAGUUGAUCGAACCAUACGUCGCAUACGGUUACCCAUCCUACUCCACCAUCAGACAGUUGGUUUACAAGAGAGGUUUCGGUAAGAUCAACAAGCAAAGAAUUGCUUUGUCCGACAACUCCAUCAUUGAGGCCAACUUGGGUAAGUACGGUAUUCUAUCCAUCGACGACUUGAUCCACGAGAUCGUCACCGUCGGCCCUCACUUCAAGCAAGCCAACAACUUCUUGUGGCCAUUCAAGCUAUCCAACCCAUCUGGUGGCUGGGGUGUUCCAAGAAAGUUCAAGCACUUCAUCCAAGGUGGUGCUUUCGGUAACAGAGAGCAAUUCAUCAACAAGUUGGUUAAGUCCAUGAACUAA
Messenger RNA from Huiozyma naganishii CBS 8797, 735 nucleotides. It is a transcript of the gene RPL7A, whose product is annotated as 60S ribosomal protein uL30. Gene Ontology annotation, cellular component: cytosolic large ribosomal subunit. Gene Ontology annotation, biological process: maturation of LSU-rRNA from tricistronic rRNA transcript (SSU-rRNA, 5.8S rRNA, LSU-rRNA). Bases 1 to 735 code for a protein of 244 amino acids. Gene Ontology annotation, molecular function: RNA binding; structural constituent of ribosome. Lineage: Eukaryota; Fungi; Ascomycota; Saccharomycetes; Saccharomycetales; Saccharomycetaceae. The transcript is spliced from 3 exons. The record is from RefSeq and is a predicted model, not a curated record.